Molecule: messenger RNA, 4608 nt
Organism: Durusdinium trenchii
Lineage: Eukaryota; Dinophyceae; Suessiales; Symbiodiniaceae
Source: the annotation of a GenBank genome assembly
AUGUGGUUAUGGUGGAGCGAAUUGCCUCAUGAUAUGGAAGCAUUCGGCCCGUUUGGCUAUCAUUUCGAUCGGGGCUUGGGGCAACUCAAGGAUGGGCAACGGCGUGAAGAACCGCACAGGCAGGAUCGUUUUCCGAAUGUGCCAGGAGCGAAGAUCGAGAGCAAGCGCACCUUAGCCAACGAUGAGCUUUAUGUCGCGGAGCAGCUCGCAAAGGUCGUGGAAGGGGCCACGCCGGAGAAGACUCACACUGAGGUGGUCGGGGAUGACCGCUGGUGGAGUGCAAUUUUCCUACCGCUGCCCGCGCCGCGGCAGCUGUUGCCAGAGGUGCUGAUUGAUCAGAAGGGCUUGGCGUGGGGCUCAGCCAGCUCUCGCCGACCACUGCGACCGGCCAGUGUGAAGCUGACCUGCGAGGAGCUCGAGGAACUGGUGAGGGUGUGCAACUGCUUCGCACGCAUGGUGGAGCCACCAUACUUGGAGGCCGCGAAGCGACCGGAACGGGCGAUUUUUCGAUGGGUCCCCCUGGGCGUGCGUCAUACGGGAAACGAGGCUGACGAAGAGAGCCAAAGCGCAGCCCUCUUGACCAGGCAGUCGUUCUGUCAAUUGAUCCUGUCCAUGGGCCUCACAUCGAUGGAGAAAUGCAUGGAGCCACUGGGCCGGAAAGAAAGGCCACGCUACCAUCGCGCGUUGGAGUGCUUCGACGCAGAGGCCCAGAGUUGCGAGGUGCCGGGCAUCGCCCCCUAUGGACGACUGGUGAUGGCCGUGAGGCUGCCAGCUGUGCCCGAAAAGGCCGGGAGAGUGGCGGGUGGCUUGGCUGAAGACGAGUUGCUAAAGCGGCGCGCCCUCCGUAGCCCCAAGAAUUUCAAUACCUCACCACGCACAUCCUGCUCGCAUCUGGCUCUGUCUCAGCUCUGGGCGGAAGACCUGCGGAGGCUCUUUGGGCGGCUGCUGGAAGACUUGGCGACGAACCCCUUUUGGGAGGGCCAGGAGCGCUGGGACGUCCCAGGCUGUGGCGCGUUUGAGGCUGAAUUCGCGGGCUGGUUCCAGGAACCAGCCCCUCCUCUGCAGGAGAUGGCCGAGGCCUUGCCGCGAGCCAAGAAGUACUUCUUCUUCAAGAUGCUCCCAGCCGCCCAGGCCUAUGGAGAUGAGCGUCUUCAACUUCUCCAAAAGAAGGCCGGGCCAAUUGACACAUGCAAUGACACACUGACAAGCACAAGUUCAUUUUGUUCCCUGCCACGGGGUAGGAGUGGAAUCUGCAAAACCAUAAGACAUCGAUCCUUUGUGGAUGCAAAAGCGGUGAGCCACUUGCGGGGUGUGUCAGCAGGCUCAGCGACGACCCGCUCGAGCACCUCCCAUUUCACCCGGGUGCGGAGCCAAAGCGCGCCGACCGGGGAGGGUUCUGCUGGGGUGAAUGCAGAGACUGGAGUGAGAUCCAGUCAGGUGGAAGAAGUGCCGGGUGGGUUCCGACUCAGACUGGGGCAAAAAGGGGGCAGAGGGAUUUACUUUUUCCGCCGGCCUCAGCCAGAGCCUAGCAUGGAGCUGGAGGAGGAGGAGGAGGAGGAGGAAGUCCCCCUCCCUCCAGAGAUGGUUAAGGCAGAAUUCAUGCAAAACCAGCUGCUCGAGCCGGAGGUGGUGUGUUUUGUGGCCACUUUUUCAAGCCUCUUUCAGGUGCUGUUCGAGGCCUACUGCGACUUUCCUCAAGAGCCGCGGGGCUACGGCGGUCACAUGACCAUCUCAGCCUUCUUGAGGUUUUGCUUCGACUUUGGCCUUUUCUCUGUGAUUGACCUGCAAACCUUGCAGCGCUCCUACAACCUCUGCUCGGAAGACUUCAUCCCGGCGGAGCCGCAGCGACGGAAGCGGCGCACGAAAGGCUCAAAAAGAGAGGCCAACGGCGUUUUCUUUUGGAAUGGGCUUCAAGUGCCACAGCGAUUUGAGUGGCUGACCAAAGAGUUUGCACAGCAUGAGGCGGAGGAGGCCGCCUGUGCCGGCGUGCUCGGAGCGAUGCACGAUUGGAUGAAGGGGGUUGGCAGUCAUUUCCAUUCAUUCCUCCUGCCUGCCACGCAGUUGCGUUUCAGUCACCCGAGGAAGAUGGAGGAACGGAACUGGCAGGUCAUUGGCAGCCAUUCAGCUACGAAGCUCUGCCGUUGGACCAAAUCCAUGCUGCAGGGCAAAGGUGGUUGCUACAAGCACACCUUUUAUGGGAUCGCGUCGCACCAGUGUAUGGAGCACACGCCCAAUGUGGCUUGUGCAAACAAGUGCAUCUUUUGCUGGCGCAACCACAUCAACCCCGUGGCACUCGAUUGGAAGUUUGACACAGACGAUCCGGAAGAAAUCUUGGAAGAGUCCUUGCAGAAGCAUCUUCAGACCAUCGAACAACAAUGUUUGUCACCGAAUGCGUUAGAGCACCGAAAGGAGGAAGCUCGACAGGUUCGACAUUGCGCGCUGUCAUUGGUGGGUGAGCCGGUGGCAUACCCACGCAUCAAUGAAUUCCUUGCAGCCCUUCACCGUCGUCGGAUCUCCUCGUUUCUGGUGACGAACGGCCAGUUUCCGGAGGCCAUCUCUGCUUUGGAUCAGGUGACUCAGCUCUAUUUGUCCUGUGAUGGUGCAACUCCAGAGCAGCUGAAAACCGUGGGGCAGCCUUUGUUCAAGGAUUUCUGGGAGAGAUACUUGCAAUCGAUGGACAUCCUGGCAACCCGACCUGAACGCACGGUCUGUCGUUUGACCCUUUUGAGGGGUGAGAACAUGGCGGGACCUGCGCAGUGGGCUGAGCUGCUGCAGCGCGCCAAGCCGGACUUUGUUGAAGUGAAGGGGGUCACGAUGGCAGGACUCUUCGACAGCCAUGGCCUUGGAAUGAUGAACAUGCCCACACAUAUGGAGGUGAAGCAAUUCACCGAGGCGCUGGCCGAGCGGAUGCCCGGCUACGCGCUCGCCUGCGAGCACGAGCAUUCCAACUCGGCGCUCGUGGCCUCCGAGCGCUUCCGCAGCGAGGGCGAGUGGCGAACCUGGAUCGACUUCGAGCACUUUGCGGACGCCAUGGCUCGGCAGGAGCAGCUGACGGCUUUGGACUACACCAGGCCGACCCCUUCCUGGGCUUUGCUGGGCUCACCUGAUGAGGGCUUCGCGCCCACCGAGCAGCGGAAGCGUCGAGCGCGAGCGCGGCCCGUGUGGUCGGAGGAGAAGGAGCACUGGCGUGAGGCGAAGGCGAAGGGUUUCAGCUCGCGCACGGCACGAAGCCCGGGUUGCGCCGUUCGCGACGGGGUUCUGCCGCCGACGGGCGGCUCGGACGCGACACGAAAAGGACAGGGCCUGGACACCCACCGACCUCUUCACCCUGCUGGACUGGGCGGGAUGAGCCAUGAGCCCGACUGGAACUGCAAUGGUGGCAUUUGCGCUGAGGAGCUCAUGGCAGGCGUCCAGCUGAUGCGCUUGGACAACCUUCCAUGCCAGGAGGAGCUCCAGAGGCUGGCCACCUUGCUGGUGAGUCAAGACACUGGGCACAUCACGUCCUACGAGCUGCAACAGGUGCUUGCAAUCAUUGCCAAGCAGAAGCACAAGCUGGAACUUGCGGCGAACUUCUUCCUCAAAGCCGAUCAGGACAUGUCAGAAGUGGAAAGGAAUGCCAGCGUCUUCUUCAAGGAUCUUGUCAAGGUCAUGGAGAAGAAUUCCUGGACGCCCCGGAGGCUUUUCCAAGAAUUGAGCAAUGGAGGAAGUCAAGGUGCCACCAUCACCAAGGACAAGCUGGAGGAUAAGGCCAAAGUGCUGAUGCGUUUGCACUGUGGUCGCACUGCCGGCUUGGAAGUGGCCGAGCCCUUUGAGAUCUUGGAUUUGAAUGGGGACCGGCCUCCGGGAUGUGAUGGGGAUGGCGUCAUCGAGGAAGACGAAUUCUUGUGCAUCGUGGGGCAGGUCCUGAAGGCCUUGAAAGGCUUUGAGGACGCGCGGGGCCUCAAAGUCCCGGACGUCGGACCAGGCAGAACGACGAGGCAGCACCGGGAGGGCAAGCAGCGUCGGCAACUACAAGCUGCGGUCACGGCCGUGGCGAAGAGCUGGUCAGUGUCCACCGCCCGGGUGCGGCGGGCUCCGGGGAGGGGGUUCAGCUUGGCCUCCUUCAUCGAGUGCCUGCUCCUCAUAAGCUAUGAGGUCGUGGGGAUCCGGGGCACGCCCACACAAGCUCAGCAGCCCAGUAUCACCAAGGCCGUCUGGCUGAUCCUCUACUUGCGAUGGCAAUUUGAGACGAAGCUCAAGCAGGAGACCGCGCGAGUGGAGGAGGAGUUAGCCUGGGCCAGCCUCCUGGGCAUCUCUGAGAAGAGGUCGCUGAGCCGUUAUGCGCCGCCCUUGGAGCGUCUCUUCCAAAGGCCUCGCCUCUUUGAGGUGCACCGCGAGGCUUCCGAGCGUGCUGCGCAGGACGUGGAGUGCAGUGGAUGUGGUCGAACGGCACACCUCGGGAGGAGUGUGACCUGUCCCCAGUGCUCCGACUUGGCGGACGUGGCGCUGAAGGCAUGUUGGAAAAGCCACAAGGCGUGUGCUGGCCAACGCGUAAGCCUCAUCAAGUCCUUGCUGUUGCUGCGGCCGCCCCGUGUGGAUGAAGCUCGAGAUGAAGAGAUAUUGAGUUAG